AUGAAGAUGAUCACACCAGGUCCAGCCGCUCAGAAUGCCAACGUGAUAUCCAAAGAAGAGUGGGCGUCCACGCUUUUCGGUGAACGUGGACUGUUGUCAGGAAUUUUUCAAAUGCUCGAUCAACAAAAGAAAAUUGCUCAAUCGCCACUAAAUGACGCUCCGGAUUCGUCGGGGAAAAUCAACAGUAACUCAUUCGACUUUAAAAGAAUAGUCGACGCACUUUUUAAAGGUGCAGAUGGCGACACGUUCGGCGACCCUGGACCUGAACUUCCUGAGUUCCUUGGACUGUGCAAUCGACUUAGUUGUGGUGACAUCUACAAAAAGCGAUCGAUAAAUUCAGGAGAUCCGAAUUUUUCAGUAAUUUUCAGGUCACUAAGACCGGACAUCGUGUGGAGCAAAAUAAAGAGAUUUCAGACGGCUCUCAGCUUGAUUCAUGACCCGAAUGGAUGGGAAACAAUUGGCAAUCUGUUGUCGAAUCCAGAAUUGAUUUCACAGUUCACAGCUGGCACUGGCAUGGAGGAAUUGUUCGGAAGUGCCCUGGGAACAGCAAAGAAGGAAUCAGCGAAGACGAAGGAGAAGAAUUCAAAGCUGACACCGGAAGAUGGCGAUUUCGGCAUUGAGUUCACCGAUGGAGAAGAAGCUCUUCCUAAAGUGGAUUUCUCGGUCGACGGAAAACCUGAAAUCCCUUCUGAGGAUUACUAUGAGCAGGUAUCAGAAAGCGUAGACGAGGUCGAACCUGUUACUAUUGUAGCUACUACAACGACCACCCCUACUACUACAACAUUACGAACAUCAUCUUUCAUGACACGACUUCCAACGACGAUAUCCUCGAGGUUUUUGCCCAAAAAGGAAGAGCCUCCUCUGCCAGAGAUAUCUUUCUCAAUUGAUGGUGAUGGCGAAGAAUCGGAGAUACAAACUAUAGAAAAGGAGAUUGAUAUUAUGAUGCCCCCAUCCUCUUUGAAAAAGAUUUGGACAACGACAAAACCCACGACGUAUCCGAUCUAUACAACUCGUACGAUUUCUACAACCACGACUACACCAACCGUCAGAACGACACCUUUCACUAUCACGUGGCGGCAAACGACGAGAAACCAUCGAAAAGAUAGUGAUUAUUAUGCCAUGUACUAUGACCAACAACCGUGA
Molecule: messenger RNA, 1143 nt
Organism: Ostertagia ostertagi
Lineage: Eukaryota; Metazoa; Nematoda; Chromadorea; Rhabditida; Trichostrongylidae
Source: the annotation of a GenBank genome assembly